AUGCAGAUUUAUAUUGUCUAUACCGGAGAUACCGUCAAAGAUGAAGCUGCUUCUUUACUCCAUUAUAAUUAUUUGCUACAACAGGCUACAGACAGAUUACAUAAUUUCAACGGAUUUGUGGUGAAGCUAACAGAAAAAGAAACUGAUAGAAUGGCAGGACUUGUUGGCUUUACACAACAGAAAAGCUUCAAUGAUAAAGGGUUCAGUCCACCACCUACCAAAUGGAAGGGUUCAUGCCAAGCUUCUGAUUUUACAUGCAAUAAUAAAUUAAUUGGAGCAAAGUUUUAUCCAGCACUCCAUAAUGAACUAACCUCAAAAGAUAUCGAAUCUCCUAGAGAUUCAAGAGGUCAUGAUACGCAUACAGCAUCAACGGUGGCUGGAAAUUCUGUUAGUAUGGCAAGCAUGUUAGGCCUUGCACAAGGAACCGCUAGAGGAGGAGUUCCAUCAGCACGCGUUGCUGUAUAUAAAGUGUGUUGUUAUGAAGGAUGCAAUGAAGCAGAUAUUCUUGCUGCAUUUGACGAUGAAAUUAAAGAUGGAGUUGAUAUAUUAUCAGUCGAAUCUUUUCAUGCUAUAAAGCACGACGUGCUGACAGUAUUUUCAGCCGGGAACACAGGUCCAUAUCCUAAAUCUAUACAAAAUUAUCAACCUUGGGCAAUUAUUGUUGGUGCUACCACCUUGGAUAGAAAGUUUAUUACCAAGGUCAAAACAGGAGACAAUAGAACUUUCAAGAUACAUUUUAUUAGUUUCUUUUUCAUAUGCUCUCCUACAUUCAUCCUUAAUGACUUCAAAAUAUUAAGACACGGUAUUUCUAUGAACAAAUUUGACCUUCAUGAAAAAUUUUAUCCAAUAAUCUAUGGUGGGGAUGCACCAAAUAAAGAAGCAGACUUCGAUCAACACUCAUCAAGGUAA
This is a messenger RNA of Vicia faba (fava bean), 909 nucleotides long. The record is from the annotation of a GenBank genome assembly. NCBI's taxonomy places the organism in Eukaryota, Viridiplantae, Streptophyta, Magnoliopsida, Fabales, Fabaceae.